UAUCAAUCGCCGGUCCAGAAAAGCCUAGAGACAGGCCGAAGAGCAGCGCCCCGAAUAGGGAUGCUCCCACAGAUAGAGCAGCGCAGAGAUGUUCGCGUGCUACAUUUUUCGCUACGCCCACAAAUCCAUAGGACUCAUGCAUCUCCGGCCGCUAUUUUCUCUGCAACUCCAGUCGCAGCCUACUAUGAAAGGUCGAAUAUCAGAGAAGAAGGCACG
This is a messenger RNA of Perkinsus marinus ATCC 50983, 216 nucleotides long. RefSeq lists its product as hypothetical. The record is from RefSeq and is a predicted model, not a curated record. The transcript is spliced from 2 exons. NCBI's taxonomy places the organism in Eukaryota, Perkinsozoa, Perkinsida, Perkinsidae. The annotation marks the transcript as partial.